This is a messenger RNA of Zea mays, 1034 nucleotides long. RefSeq names its product 60S ribosomal protein L7-like. Gene Ontology annotation, biological process: maturation of LSU-rRNA from tricistronic rRNA transcript (SSU-rRNA, 5.8S rRNA, LSU-rRNA). Gene Ontology annotation, molecular function: RNA binding; structural constituent of ribosome. The coding region runs from base 137 to 880 and encodes 247 amino acids. The transcript has 6 exons. The record is from RefSeq and is marked validated. Gene Ontology annotation, cellular component: cytosolic large ribosomal subunit. NCBI's taxonomy places the organism in Eukaryota, Viridiplantae, Streptophyta, Magnoliopsida, Poales, Poaceae.
AUCCCCCAACACGAGCGGUUAGAAACCCUAGUCAAAACCCUCGCCCUCCCAAAAACUACUCACGUCUCGCCGCCCCGCCGUAUCACCCUUUCUCGGCGGCCGGCCUCUUCUCUUCACGGACUCGCAGGUCAUCGAGAUGUCGUCGGCGGAGGCGAAGGCCGCGGCGAAGGCGGUCCCGGAGUCUGUGCUGCGCAAGCGCAAGCGGGAGGAGCAGUGGGCAGCGGACAAGAAGGAGAAGGCCCUCGCAGACAGGAAGGAGGCGCUUGACAGCCGCAAGAUCAUAUUUGCUCGCGCCAAGCAGUACGCCCAGGAGUACGACGCCCAGGAGAAGGAGCUUGUGCAGCUCAAGCGUGAGGCUCGGUUGAAGGGUGGGUUCUAUGUGAGCCCAGAGGCCAAGCUUCUGUUUGUGGUCCGCAUCCGUGGUAUCAAUGCCAUGCACCCCAAGACCCGCAAGAUCUUGCAGCUCCUGCGUUUGAGGCAGAUCUUCAAUGGUGUCUUUCUCAAGGUUAACAAGGCAACUAUUAACAUGCUACGGAGGGUGGAGCCAUAUGUUGCGUAUGGAUACCCGAACCUGAAGAGUGUUAGGGAAUUGAUCUACAAAAGAGGUUAUGGGAAGCUGAACAAGCAGAGGAUUCCGCUUAGCAACAACAAUGUCAUCGAGGAGGGCCUUGGGAAGCAUAAUAUCAUCUGCAUCGAGGACCUUGUUCACGAGAUCAUGACGGUUGGCCCACACUUCAAAGAGGCCAACAACUUCCUCUGGCCAUUCAAGCUGAAAGCGCCCCUUGGUGGCCUCAAGAAGAAGAGGAACCACUAUGUGGAGGGUGGCGACGCUGGCAACCGUGAGAACUACAUCAACGAGCUCAUCAAGAGGAUGAACUAGGCUCUCUUGUAUCCUGUGAGAAUGCAUUCGAUGUCGGCAUGGAUAUGCAAUUUUGUUCCAUGGCUGUCAUACGUCACGACUUCAACUAGGAAAUGGGUCCUGUUUAUGUUUGCAGUUGCCUCUGUAGGUUUUAAUACAUCAAGACAUAAACCAA